AUGAGCUCUUCUGAUACCAUUAAAGCUCAGAAACUUAGCCAUGGAACCUUUGUAUACCGUCCUACCGACGAGGAGCUGAGUACAGGCUCUCUUUGGGAGAAACUUUCGAAUUUCGGCGAAAACCUUUACUGGAUGUAUUACAUACAUCUGCCAUAUUACCUGAUGACUUCGGGCGAUGCAUUCGGUCUGCAUUCGUUUUUCCUGGCGAUGUUCACGCUGGGGCUCUUUGGGCUGGUCAAGUACAUUUUUCUGUGA
Messenger RNA from Lachancea sp. 'fantastica', 255 nucleotides. The record is from the annotation of a GenBank genome assembly. NCBI's taxonomy places the organism in Eukaryota, Fungi, Ascomycota, Saccharomycetes, Saccharomycetales, Saccharomycetaceae.